AUGGCGACGCCGUGGCAGAUUCGAGUCCCCACCACUGAUACAGGCCUGUUGAGGUGGGCGCAGACGGACGAGUCUGCCGCAAAGGUCUCUGAGCUUUUGCAAAAGGAUCUCGAGAGCCACCAUGUGUUCUUCAACGCGGAAGGCUUUCAUAAUCAUAUUGUCCAUCUCCUCCUCUCUCUCUAUGCCACCGGCGCCUCCCCCAGCGUCCUCGAGCAAGCCUACGCCGAAAACCACUCUUAUCAAAUCAAGGCCAUGAACACUCACCCCGAUGUCGUCAAGGAGCUCAAGAGUGGGUGGUCAGCAGAUUGUCCCUACCUCGGAAAGGGGAAGUACUAUCCCGACUUUCUCAAGUUCUUUCAAGACGAGAUUGACGAAAAGGGGUGGGACAAGGUUCUGCUGGAGUAUGUCUUCAAGGGAGAUGAGAGGAGUGAGGCCAUCUUUGGUCGCCUCUUUGCUGGCUUCUUACACCCCCUUAUCCAGCUCAUGUACGGCAUCGAAUGGCACCAACCCGCCAUCGUAGCAGAAGGCCUCGCCCAAGCCGCCGUCCACGAAAACCGCGUGGGCGCGUUCCUCACCAAGGUCGAGCAAGCCGCCGCCUCCUCUCGGCCCCAGAAGACUCCCCUGCCCGAGCUCUUCGAGUCCGUCAGGCAGUACAGCGAAAAACUCGCCGCGAGUGCUCGGUUCGGGGAUUCCAACAAGGUGUAUGACGGCGUCUUUGUGCGUGCCCCUGAUGAGGCGCUGGGGUUUUUGAAGCAGAUUCGAGUUGGCGAGGAUGAGCUUGACGAGAGAUUGGCCGAGAUGGUUCAUUCGUGCGCGUAUGUCGCUGCUACGGCGGCUUUUCAUCCGCCGAAUGUUCCCAAGUUUGACUUUUUCUUGAUUCAUCAUCUCAACUCAUCACCCUUCUUCGUCACCCUCCUCUCCUUCACCUGGCUCACACCCGCUCAAAAAGCUCGCAUACUCGAAUGGAAGAUCCGCCUCGACAUCGUACAGUACAUCGCCCGCGGAUGUCCGCCGCUGCGUCUCGACGCCCUCCAAUCGUUUACUCCAAAGGACGGCACUGUGGCUUCCGCGACGAAGCCCGAGGAUCUGCUCCCGCGGUUUCACGAGAUUCUCGACGACGGACAUACCAUCAAAGUCGUCCGCGCGUUCUUCAUCGCUCAGAAACUGUCGCGGAAGUUUGCUGACAGGCCGUGGAUUCGCAUAGCGGAUGACGAGACGUGGUUGAAGAUGCACCAGGUCUUGUUGCAGAGCACAGAAGGCCCUCAGGAACCUGCCAUGUGGGUGAGAUCUGCUGGUUUUGAUGAUGCGUGGCAAAAUGUGCCCAAAGAGGCGGAUGGGAAACUGUAG
Molecule: messenger RNA, 1347 nt
Organism: Trichoderma aggressivum f. europaeum
Lineage: Eukaryota; Fungi; Ascomycota; Sordariomycetes; Hypocreales; Hypocreaceae
Exons: 5
Coding region: 1-1347 (448 amino acids)
Molecular function (GO): oxidoreductase activity
Source: RefSeq, a predicted model, not a curated record